Molecule: messenger RNA, 2163 nt
Organism: Chiroxiphia lanceolata (lance-tailed manakin)
Lineage: Eukaryota; Metazoa; Chordata; Aves; Passeriformes; Pipridae
Product: dolichyl-phosphate beta-glucosyltransferase
Exons: 10
Coding region: 12-1013 (333 amino acids)
Cellular component (GO): endoplasmic reticulum membrane
Source: RefSeq, a predicted model, not a curated record
CGCGGCGGGCGAUGGCGCUGCCGUUGCAGCCGUCACUGCCCCUGCCCCUGUCCCUGCCCGCGGCCGCGGCGGCGCUGGCGGCCCUCGCCGCCCUCCUCCUCGUCCUGAUUUGUGCAAUUGCUCAUGUAACUGCCAAAAAAAUGCCAACCCUUCACCGACACGAAGAAGAGAAAUUCUUCGUAAACGCUGAAGGCAGGAAAGAACCUCUACCAAGUGUACAUGAUCCCCCUACAAGGGAACUCUCUGUUGUUGUGCCUUCAUACAAUGAGGAAGACCGGUUACCUCUUAUGAUGGAUGAAGCUUUGGAUUAUCUAGAAAAAAGACAGAAACGAGAUCCUUCAUUCACUUAUGAAGUGAUAGUGGUUAAUGAUGGUAGUAAAGAUCAAACUACAAAGGUUGCAAUGCAGUACUGCAAGAAAUAUGGAAGCGACAAAGUGCGAGUGCUUUCUUUGGUAAAAAAUCGAGGGAAAGGAGGAGCAGUCAGGAUGGGUGUCUUUAGUUCUCGGGGGAAAAAAAUUCUUAUGGCUGAUGCAGAUGGAGCUACAAAAUUUGCAGAUAUUGAAAAAGUAGAAGAAGGUCUAAAAAAUCUCCAGCCAUGGCCUAACCAGAUGGCUAUUUCCUGUGGUUCUAGAGCUCAUCUGGAGAAGGACUCAGUAGCAAAGCGCUCUUACUUUCGAACUCUCCUUAUGUACGGCUUCCACUUCCUUGUUUGGUUUCUCUGUGUCAAAGAGAUCAGGGACACACAGUGCGGAUUUAAACUUCUAACCAGAGAAGCUGCCUUGCGGACUUUCUCAACUCUUCAUAUAGAACGCUGGGCAUUUGAUGUGGAACUUCUUUAUAUAGCCCAGCGCUUGAAAAUACCUAUAGCAGAAGUUGCUGUCAACUGGACUGAAAUAGAAGGUUCUAAGUUAGUUCCCUUUUGGAGCUGGCUGCAGAUGGGCAGGGAUCUUCUUUUUAUACGACUGCGAUAUAUGACUGGUGCCUGGCAGCUUGAAAGAAGAAAAUGUAAUUAGGUUAUUUACAUUUUCCAAAUAUAUUAUUAUACUUAAUAGAACAUUAGAACAGUUUCAAUCAAGUGAAGUGGUGAUGAAAGCUGAGGUAAUUCUUCAUUGCUACUCUUGUAUGUUUCAUUUUUGCAGCACAUAUGUGUUUUGUAAGAUUGCCAGCAGGGAAUUUGUACAUUUUGAAAAGAGAAAGCAUUUCAAAAAAGAUUUUCUUACCUGGUAAUCAAGUUUUUAUUUUAUUAAAUAGUAGCUUUAACAUGUCUUAUAAAUGAAUUCAAAUAAAUAUAUCUGCUUUUGUCUCAUCACACUUCCAGAAAUUUCCAUAUACAUAUUAAAAAGAGGCACUCUAUUCUACAUUGUGGAGUGUUGUGUUGUGAAUGACCACAAACAUUUGUUCCUGUGAUAUCCGGAAAUUUUAGGCCAUAUUGCAAUUUGGAAUUAUCAUUCAUGGUUUGCACUAAUGCAUGUUUUAGAUUCAGUGUUAUGGGAAACAUUAAUGGAUUUUACUGAGUUAUAACAGUAAUGUUAUACUUUCAGUAGUCUAUUGACAUUCCAAAUGUUUUUGUCUGAAACUGAAAUAGUUUUCCUGAGAUAAAACUGCACAUCAUGUCCAGACUGUAGAAUGUCCAAGAGCAAGCACGUUUAGUUUUAAAAUGUUGUCUUUUAUAAAUGUGUUUUGUUCGUGUGUACUAAUUAUUCCUGCCUACUCAAGGUUAGGAGUCCUUAACAUAUACAGGUCUGAAGUGAAGAGGGUAUGGAAAGCUAGUUCAGAGCAUGCAAAAAUGAGACCCACUAUACACUGGGGGGGCUGUGCAUUAGCAAUGCCAAUCUGAUGAUGUCACACUUCAAAUGAGAUCAGAGAGGGAGGGACGGGUCUUGAGUCUUUCAUAGUAAUGUAAUACUGUGUUACAGUACAGUAACAUAGUUUCAUUUGUGCUUUUAAAAUAGUUGUGGAUUGCCAACAAACAACCAAUCUGUCUUUCAGAAACAUGUACAAAUUUGAACAGAUGUAAAGAAUGAAUGGUAUAUGGUUGUACUUUCACAUGUAAAUUCACUAGUGAUUUUUCUUAUUCUUUUUGUAAUAUUGACUUCAGUUUUGCUCCUGUUAGGGUUACCUCAGUUUUCUAUGAAGUGCUGGAAUAAAUUCUCAACAAAUACA